Messenger RNA from Acanthoscelides obtectus, 1960 nucleotides. The record is from the annotation of a GenBank genome assembly. NCBI's taxonomy places the organism in Eukaryota, Metazoa, Arthropoda, Insecta, Coleoptera, Chrysomelidae.
GAUUAACUGGUUUUCUUGUCUUCGGUCGUAACUAAUUUUGCUGAACUAUUACUACAUUAAAAAAAUAACUAGCAUCUAGUCUCAAGAGGGCACGUCAAAUUGAACUAUAAAUGCAAGAAUAUCACCAUCCUCUAUUCACUUGAUCAUAGUAAGAGUUUCACUAAGUUCCGGUUAUCAAGUAAUUAUAAGUGAAAAUGGGUAUGGUUUACAUGGAUAUGCCUGGAGGGAAGAAGAUGCCUGGAAUCGGACUGGGGACAUGGAAUGCUAUCGAUGAAACAGAGUUAGAGACAGCCCUUGACGCAGCUCUAGAAUGUGGUUACCGCCACAUUGACACCGCAUUCUUCUACGAAAACGAAAAGGGAUGACCUAUAUAUCGUUACUAAGCUAGCGGUGAGCGGGAUUCACCCAGACAGGGUUGAAAUGAUGUUGAAGAAAUCCUUGGAAGACUUGCGCUUGAAGUAUCUUGAUUUGUAUUUGGUUCACUUCCCAGUGGGCGUCAACUACGUGGAGGGGCAUGUGGUACCUCCAUCAUCUCAAAUGAGGCUGGAGCAUACUGAUCAUGUGGAGCUGUGGAAGAAAAUGGAAGAGCAGGUGGAUGCAGGAAGAACAAAAGCGAUUGGACUAUCAAACUUUAACAUAAGACAAAUAGAGAGAAUACUCAAAUGCUGCAGAAUAAAGCCAGCUUGCUUGCAGAUAGAAAUACAUGCUGCCAUGCAGCAGAAAGAAUUGGUGGACUUUUGCCACAAAAACGGGAUUGUUGUUGUCGCAUAUUGUCCAUUGGGCGCUCCUGGAUACAACGAUUUCCUGAAAUCUGUUGGACAGAAGCCAAAGGAACUCCCGAACAUGCUUCAGAACCCAGUCGUGAAACAAAUAGCACAAAAACACAGAAAAUCUCCUGGUCAAGUCAUGUUGAGGUUCCUGAUUCAACGAAACAUUGUCCCGAUACCCAAAAGUGUGAAUCCCUCGAGGAUCAAGGAAAACAUCGAGGUGUUUGACUUCAAUCUUGAUGCUGGAGACAUGAAGAAACUGUCAGAACUGGAUAUUGGUGAAUCGGCCAGAAUCUGUGACUGGAAGUUCUUCCCCGCGUAAGUGAAAAUGGUUUUUCUGCAUAUAUUGUUUUACUGUAACAAGUUGCAAGCACAUGCUGUGCAACAUGUUUCGUUGCAAACUUAUAAUGGGUACGUAGCUUUAUUAUAAUGUAAGGAAAAUAUAUAUAUAUUUCUUACUAUUUGCAGUCUAAUGUAUUACUCGCACGAAUUUAUUACAACACUUGCAACUAAUUUAUUACAAAUUUAUGACAGGACCAUUGUAUUCCGCGUUGUUGACUCAUCAUCUGCUGUCGGUCGCCUCUGCCCGUUUCAGCACUUUGUGUGUGUAUCUGUUUUUUGAUCGACAAUGAUCCCGCAUCUCCCAGAGACAACUCGAGUCUUCAUCGAUGCCUGGUAGAUGGCGAACGUUUGCGUUGUGCGUGAUUCUGGUGACCGAUAUACCAAGGUAGUCACUGUUCUAGUUACGAUUGCAUUACAAUAAGCUACCAUAAAAACUAAAAACAGCUGUCCAACAUGUCGUGCGUGUAUUGACCUCUAAGGUGCAGUUUUUCCAUCGAAUGCUAAUUUUCAAGUUAGGUAACUAUAACUAGGAAGUUAAAUUUGCUUGUAAUGGAAUGAAAAUUUACUUUUUAAGUCUUGAAACACAUUGUCCAUGUGGCAACGUUGCUUCAUGUCAAAACUAUCAAGUUGUGCAAGUUUUGUGAUUAAUGCUAUUUGUAUCUCGUAUAAUCUGUGAUGUCUGACUGACAAAAAAGAUUAGACAUUGCGUCAUAACUACAACUUUCUAGUUAGCCAGUGGAUAACCAUCUGGUUUAAAUUAACCACCAUUUUAGGACAAACCUCACAUUGCUUAACCCUUUUUGAGAGUUGCCGUUCGGUUCGCAGUGAAGUUACAGUUUAACUGCGAUUGA